AAACGUCUAAGCUUCCGUAGCUUAACACCACUGCUGUUAGCCGUUAGCCACAACAGCAGCUAUUUAGCGUCGUAUUUGUUUUCUUUUUUUCUGUCAUUAACGGUUAAAUUAACCUAAUUAAACCCACCAGAGGAGGACGUUUGAGGGUGUUUUCCUCCAGGAUGAUCCCUACCGAGGAUGCGUCCGCCAGGAAGCGGGAGAUAGAGGAGAAGCUGAAACAGGAGCAGGAGACUCUGUCGUUCAUCAGAGAAAACCUGGAGAAGAGCGACCAGCUGACCAAAGGGAUGGUUUCCAUCUUGUCGUCGUUCGAGAGCCGCCUGAUGCAGCUGGAGAACUCCAUCAUCCCGGUUCACAAACAGACGGAGAAUCUGCAGCGUCUGCAGGAGAACGUGGACAAAACUCUGUCCUGCAUGGACCACGUCAUCAGUUAUUAUCACGUAGCGAAAGACACCGACAGGAUCAUCAGAGAGGGACCUACAGGGCGGCUGGACGAAUAUCUCGCCUGCAUUGCAAAGAUCCAGAAAGCCGUUGAAUAUUUUCAGGACAACAACCCCGACAGUCCUGAGCUCAACACAGUGAAAGCCCGUUUUGAAAAGGGCAAAGAGCUGCUGGAGGCGGAGUUUCGCAGCCUGCUGACCCGCUACAGUAAACCGGUUCCUCCCAUCCUGAUCCUGGACGCCAUCAGCGUGGACGAGGAGCUGGAGGUCCAGGAGGAGGUGGUUCUGGAACAUCUGCCUGAAGCCGUCCUGCAGGACAUCAUCUGCAUCGCCGGCUGGCUGGUGGAAUACGGACGGAACCAGGAUUUCAUGAACGUUUACUUCCAGAUCAGGUCCAACCAGCUCGAUCGCUCCAUCAAAGGCCUGAAGGAUCAUUUCCGUAAGAACAGCGCCUCCUCUGGGAUCCUGUACUCACCUGCCGUCCAGACCAAACGCAAGGACACACCCACCAAGAAGGCCCCCAAGAGACCAGUCUACAUCCCAGGGACCAUUCGAAAGGCUCAGAACCUUCUGAAACAGUACUCACAGCAUGGGCUGGAUGGGAAAAAGGGGGGCUCUAACCUCACUCCUUUGGAAGGAAAAGACGACGUCCUGGACAUCGAGAUCGACUCGUACAUCCACUGCAUCUCCGCCUUCGUGAAGCUGGCUCAGAGCGAGUACGCCCUUCUGACCGAGAUCAUCCCCGAACACCACCAGAAGAAGACCUUCGACUCGCUUAUUCAGGAGGCUCUGGACAACCUGAUGCUGGAGGGAGACAACAUCGUCUCUGCAGCUCGUCGGGCCAUCAUGAGACACGACUACUCGGCCGUCCUCACCAUCUUCCCCAUCCUCCGACACCUGAAGAUGAACAAGUCCGAGUUCGACGCCACGCUGCAGGGAACAGCGGCGAGCACCAAGAACAAGCUGCCGACACUCAUCACCUCCAUGGAGACGAUCGGAGCCAAAGCUCUGGAGGAGUUUGCAGACAGCAUCAAGAACGAUCCGGAUAAAGAGUACAACAUGCCCAAAGAUGGAACCGUCCACGAGCUGACCAGCAACGCCAUCCUGUUCCUGCAGCAGUUGCUGGACUUCCAUGAGACGGCCGGAGCCAUGUUGGCCUCCCAAGUUCUGGGGGACACUUACAAUAUUCCUUUAGACCCCCGAGAGACGAGUUCAGCGAGCAGCUACACCUCCGACUUCAACAAACGCCUCCUCAGCGCCUACAUCUGUAAAGUUUUGGGGAACCUGCAGCUGAACCUGCUCAGUAAAUCCAAAGUUUACGAGGAUUCGGCUCUGAGCGCCAUUUUCCUGCACAACAACUACAACUACAUCCUCAAGUCGCUGGAGAAGUCGGAGCUCAUCCAGUUGGUGACGGUGACCCACAAACGAGCCGAGACGUCGUACAGAGAGCUGAUCGAGCAGCAGAUCGACACGUAUCAGCGGAGCUGGCUGAAGGUCACUGAACACCUGACGGACCGCAACAUGCCGCUGUUCCAACCUGGAACCAAGCUGAAAGAUAAAGAACGACAAGUGAUUAAAGACAAAUUCAAGGGUUUCAACGACGGUCUGGAGGAACUCUGUAAGAUCCAGAAAGGUUGGGCGAUUCCAGACAAGGAGCAGCGAGAUUCCAUCCGACAGGCUCAGAAGAAGAUCGUUUCUGACGCCUACAGAGCUUUUCUGCACAGAUGUGCCAACAUUUCCUUCACCAAGAACCCUGAGAAGUACCACAAGUACCGGCCGGAGGAGGUGGAGGAGAUGAUCGAGAAGCUGUUCGACACGUCUGCCUGAGCUGCACCUUCAACAAACCAAACAAGCUCCUCCAUCCACCGUCACUCCUCGAUGUGUCCGACGGAUGUUUUGUACAAAGAUCUUGAUGUAUUUAUGUAAUUUAGCUGCUGCAGCUUCAAAUAAAAGGGAAUCUGAGUGAA
Acanthochromis polyacanthus (spiny chromis) is the source of this 2404-nucleotide messenger RNA. It is a transcript of the gene exoc7, whose product is annotated as exocyst complex component 7. The record is from RefSeq and is a predicted model, not a curated record. The transcript has 21 exons. Gene Ontology annotation, molecular function: phosphatidylinositol-4,5-bisphosphate binding. Gene Ontology annotation, cellular component: exocyst. Bases 162 to 2264 code for a protein of 700 amino acids. NCBI's taxonomy places the organism in Eukaryota, Metazoa, Chordata, Actinopteri, Pomacentridae. Gene Ontology annotation, biological process: exocytosis.